Messenger RNA from Cucurbita pepo subsp. pepo (vegetable marrow), 1500 nucleotides. Its product is annotated as FAD-dependent oxidoreductase family protein. Gene Ontology annotation, molecular function: sarcosine oxidase activity; flavin adenine dinucleotide binding. The record is from RefSeq and is a predicted model, not a curated record. Lineage: Eukaryota; Viridiplantae; Streptophyta; Magnoliopsida; Cucurbitales; Cucurbitaceae.
UCAUUUCAUCAAAAUACGAGCGCUCUCCACGAAGCUGCAGUAGCACACUUCAAUUCAACUUCAAUAACUCUCUUCCAUAACUCUACACGCACAUUCCCCUCAUCGGAGACUCCGAAGAGAGAAAAAAGUUCCAAACAAAUCGGAGAAGAGAAAUGGCCGAUUCCGGCACUCAAUAUGAUGUAAUCGUCGUCGGCGCCGGCGUAAUGGGCAGUUCGACGGCAUACCAUCUCGCUAAAACAGGGAACAAAGUUCUGAUUCUGGAGCAGUUCGAUUUUCUUCACCACAGAGGCUCUUCUCAUGGCGAAUCUCGCACCAUACGCGCCACCUAUCCGGAGGAUUAUUAUCACAGUCUUGUUAUGGAAUCUUACGAGCUCUGGCGGACGGCGGAGGCAGAAAUUGGUUACAGGGUAUAUUUUCCGGCAGAGCAGCUCGAUAUCGGCCAUUCCGACGAUAAAAGUCUCGCCGCCGCCGUCGAUACCUGCAAAAAGCAUUCGAUCCCGCAUCUGGUUCUGGAUCGGGAGCAACUGGCGGAGAAGUACUAUGGCAGGGUGGAGAUCCCGGCGGACUGGGUGGCGGUGUGGAGCAAGUACGGUGGCGUAAUUAAGCCGACGAAGGCUGUUUCGAUGUUCCAAACUCUGGCGUUCAAAAACGGCGCCGAUUUGAAGGACAACGCGGAAGUGGUGGAGAUUAAGAGAGAUGGGAGUAGUGGAGGAGUAGUUGUUUCAAUAGCCAAUGGGGAGAGAUUUAGGGGAAAGAAAUGUGUGGUGACAGUUGGAGCUUGGGCUAGAAAGUUAGUUAAAUCAGUUGGUGGGAUUGAAUUGCCAAUUCAACCAUUGGAGGCUACUGUGUCCUACUGGAGGAUCAAGGAGGGAGCUGAGGGGGAGUAUGCAAUCGGUGGGGACUUUCCGACGUUUGCUAGCUAUGGCGACACGUAUAUCUACGGAACGCCAUCGUUGGAGUUUCCAGGAUUGAUUAAGGUAGCCGUGCACGGCGGGCAUCGGUGCGACCCAGACAAACGGUCGUGGGGAAGUGGGGGGGAGCUGCCGAUAACUGCAUUAAAGGAGUGGAUAGAGGGGAGAUUUGGGGGGAGGGUGGAUUCAAGUGAGCCAGUGUCGACACAACUGUGUAUGUACUCAAUGACGCCAGAUGAAGACUUUGUGAUUGAUUUUUUGGGAGGGGAAUUUGGGAAGGAUGUGGUAAUCGGCGGUGGGUUUUCGGGGCACGGGUUCAAAAUGUCGCCGGCGAUCGGGAGGAUACUGGCAGAUCUUGCAUUGAAGGGGGUGGCGGAGGGGAUGGAGCUGAAGUAUUUCAGGAUAGCAAGGUUUGAGGGGAAUCCAAAAGGUAAUGUCAAGGACUUUGCAGAUCAAGUAAGGCUUCACUAGCACAGCUCCUCUGCAGUUUGUUGUUUCGUUCUUCUUUCUAAUGAUUUAGAACAUUGAAUAACUCUUCCUCCUACUUGGCUUUCAAUAACAAUAUCAGUCUAUUUGUGAUUCAAACAUC